AUGGGACAAGUUCAGAGUGUCCUUGGAGAGUGGGCCGAUACUCACGAAAAGAUCUGCAAAAUCCUCUCUUGCUGCCUCGUAUUUUUAAGCCUAUGUUUCAUCAUCACAGGAGCUGUGUUAAUUUCUAAAAAUUCCGGUACUUGGGAUGUUGACAACGAGAGUUUUGAGGAGGCAAGCAUCAGACAAAGCCGUUACUCGGGUGGAAUUGCUCUAGUCAUGUUGGGCCUGUUGUUCCUCUUCGGUGGAGUAGCAUCCUUCUGUUUUGCAUUCCAACUCAAAUUUCUCCAAAAGGCUGUGGCGCCCACCGACAACAAUCGCCUUACCAAUGAGCAGCAACCCUAUCCCACCUACUCUGGUCCGCCACAGCCGUAUCAACCGAUGCCUCAGGUUCCACCUCAACCACCUCCUUACUCAGAGUGA
Molecule: messenger RNA, 420 nt
Organism: Hydatigera taeniaeformis
Lineage: Eukaryota; Metazoa; Platyhelminthes; Cestoda; Cyclophyllidea; Taeniidae
Source: the annotation of a GenBank genome assembly